AUGCCUCGACGCAAGGCAAAGACUCAGGUUUCGACCUAUAACCUACUGUCAGAUGAUGAAGAUGAGGACCCAGAGCUUUUGAAGACUUACGCGCGCGAGGUCAAACUGUCUGUAGAUGGUCGAUGGCUGAGAGCUGCUGAACAGGCCAGGCAAGACUUACCUGACGUUCCAAUGCUUGCUCAUGAUAGUACAAGCAAUGAGCUCGAAGGAUCCUAUGUGAUCGAGGAAACGUGGGAUACACCUCUGGACGCAGAGAUGACACUGAACAACACGGACGUACCUGAAAUCGCCGACGAAACGGGACCAUCUCCCCGAGAGUGUAUCGACGCACCACUUCGUAUCUGGGUCGGAGACAAGGACCGCCCAGGUUAUAGACAAGAGUACCUGGAUGAAUACGUGCGCAGUGAAGGUCGUGGUUCCGCGGCAUCGUUUCCGUGUGGUUGUGGUCGCGGGAAAGAAAGAGAAUAUCGCUGCGAGACUUGUGGAGGUCAUCACAUGAUGUGCGAAGAGUGUUGUCUUGCGGCGCACAAGAAUCUGCCGCUUCAUGUGAUAUCGAAAUGGAAUGGCUCGUUCCUCGAGCGUGUCUCUCUGAAAUCUAUGGGGCUAGUAGUUCGUCCAGGCCACGAAGAUGGGACUGUCUGCGUCCUUCGUCAUCCAGGUCAUGCCAAGUUUGUUGUCAUUCACACGAAUGGAGUCCACUCCGUCCGAGUCGAUUUUUGUAACUGCGAUAAGAAGCUUCCACACCGACAGCAGCUCCUCCGUUAUGGAUGGUUUCCCGCUAGUGUCGAUACCCCUCAAACCGCUUGCACAGACGAGUGUCUUAUGCAGUUUGGUGCUCUCAUGUCCAAAAGCAAGGUUUCCGCACAAGGAUACUACGAGGCGCUCGAGAGGAUGACAGAUCCUCUAGGCAUCAGUCUUCCUUCGAGUCGGUACCGAGAAUUUAUCCGUACUAGCCGUCAAUACGAACAUAUCCGUUUAAUGAGAGAGGCCGGCCGUGGAAAUGUCCCUAACGGGCUGGAGACCACAGGUCCGGGAGAGCUCGCCGUGCUUUGUCCGGCAUGUCCUCAUCCAGAUAUCAAUCUCCCUCAGGGGUGGAAGGACAUUGAUAUCGCCCGCAGAUUUUUGUACGCUCUCUUUCUAGCCAUGGAUGCAAAUUUCCGGCUAAAAAGCCGAGACCGCGGGCCGUCUCCAGCCGAUCUAGAACUUCACGACGGUCUAGCAUAUUUCGUGAAGACAGAACCAUACAAGGAUCACCUUAAACGCUUUGACAAACAAAAAGAUGUAUUGCACUAUGGACUACCUAUUCUUCUCGACAAUAGCCCCAUUGUUCCUCCUGCUCGUGAUCAUUUCAUAGCCGUCGUUGAGCUGAUCAACGCCCUCGUAUUUGGAGUGCCCAAGUUUCACGCCCCUGGGCACGACCAAGUAUGUGCUACAGUCCAUUCAUUCAACCUUAUGGUCGGCGCGGGUCGGACGGACGGAGAGGGCCCAGAACGGGGCUGGUCAAGAAUGAAUCCUGCAGGUACAUUCACAAAGGAGAUGACGAGUGGCUUCCGUCAUGACACGUUGAACAUACUAUUCACGUGGCACAACUUGGAUAAGUAUUAUGGUCUCGGAAAGACUCUACGCUCUCGACUGCUUGUUGCCGUGGACUUGCGCAACGUCCAGCAGGAAGCGUUCGUUAUCUUUAGCGAAUCCAUCGACUCUAACCUUCGUGACACAUGGUCGAGGAUGGUCGUUGCCUGGGAGAAAGAUAAGACGAACAAGAAUCCAUACCUAAGUGAUCGUAAGAUCAUCAGCGAGACUCAGGUUCGUGCAAAGUUGGUCGAAAGGGAAAGGGAGUUUACACUCCUCCCCCAUGAGACAACUCCCAGCGCGUGCAUCAAGAUGGGACAAGCCAUCGAAGAUAAACAACGACGUUUACGCGCGGACCUGCAACGAAUGAAGGAACUCACCGCAGAUGAGCGUUCCCAGUUCGAGCAGCGCCGCACUAGCCUCCGUCGCGAGAUAUCCAGACUCCAAGAGGUCCAGCGAGCCUACAUGCCUGGGGUAGAGACCUUGAUUACGCAGAAGGAUGGCAACAGUGACCAUGAGCCGGAGAAAGUUAUCCUAUGGAUGCCGUCGUCACUGAACGCCGAGGCACGCAAGAUAUGCACUCACGAUAUUGCCAACACCGAGCUCGAACUUCGUGAAGCCGAGUGUCACGCCGCGCUUGAGAAGAUACGAAGCCUGAUACAGACGAAGUAUCACUUCCAGAUCUACCGCAAUCUGAAUGUGCGAGGACAAAAAAAGAGCAGUCGAGCACGCACCUUGAUCGAUGAGUAUGAAAGGAAGAUCCGGGUCGUGCAUUCCAAAUACGAACAUGCUCACACCGCGUUCCUUUCUCUCAAAGGGCCAGGACAUUCUGGGCUAGAAUUGAAAAUACUCACCAAGGCUGACAUUCGAGCUCUCAACGAGCCGACCAUGGAGCCGGUGACACCUAGGCGACGAGCGAGAGUGGUGGAGCAGGGGCUAGGCGAAGGGCAGAGGAUCAUAUCAUGGAUUUGGACAAUGAAGGGUAUUUCGGGCACAGAUAGCGGCAGACAUGAGCAAGAAGGUCUCCGUGUCGAGUGGCUCAAGGCGCGUGCAAGGGCUCAACGGUGGGAAGAGGAGGUAGACUUGCUGAAAGAGGAGAUGCGGCGAGUGCGCGCGUUCCUUGAACACCGAGCACAGUGGUGGGAUGAGCGUUCUAUUCUGGACAAAGAUACCGCCAUCCUCCAAGCGACAGAACGAACGGCGACAACGAAUGCGGAGGACUCACAGACAGGAGCUACAGCUGCGCAGGCAAGCCUAUCGACAUCCUCGGCGCUGAUACUUUCCCGGCAAUCUUUCGCAGAGGGAGUCCGCGCGCAUGCUCUUCGUCAAGCCAGUCAACAAAGGCGCCUGCGGGAAGAAUUUACGCGUCUAUGGGAGAAGAAGUGGUCGGCUGAGGAGGCAAUCACCUCGUUGAGCGAAGAGGCACAUUCCGACGUUGAGGAUGGCGUUGAGGGCGGCGUUGAAGAUGGCGUUGAGGAUGACGUGGAGGGCGGCAUGGAGGACGGCGCUGAAUACGGCCGGGAUGGGAGAAAUGGGGAAGCGAUGGUGGAGUAA
Molecule: messenger RNA, 3126 nt
Organism: Coniophora puteana RWD-64-598 SS2
Lineage: Eukaryota; Fungi; Basidiomycota; Agaricomycetes; Boletales; Coniophoraceae
Exons: 10
Coding region: 1-3126 (1041 amino acids)
Source: RefSeq, a predicted model, not a curated record